AUGACAAAACUCACUAUAUUUUUUGCAAUGCUCAUUAUGUACAUUGCCAUUAAACCCUCAAUGGAAGAAAAUAUUGCACCACAACCGGCCAACAAUGGCGAAGAAGCAUUAGCACCUUCAGCCAUGGAUGAUUUCUUGGAAGAUUUUGCCGGCCUAGCACCUUCCCCCACUGAUGCUUUCUUGGAAAAGUGUGUUGAGAAUUUCAACGAGACCUGUGGCUCGGAGAUCUUUGAGGGCAUAUUUAUAAAUACGACGGUCACUGCACCGUGCUGUAAGAACCUUGUGGCGAUGGGAAAGGAGUGCCAUGGCACGUUGGUUAACAGAAUUCUUGAAAUGCCUUGGAUUAGAAGACAUGUUAAUGUGCCCCAAGUAUUGUCUCAUAGUGAUGAGAUUUGGAGCAAAUGUGUUUCGGAUGGGGUGGUUGUUUCGUCUGCCUCGUCUGCCUCGUCUCCAAGCUCUUUCUAA
Molecule: messenger RNA, 465 nt
Organism: Camellia sinensis
Lineage: Eukaryota; Viridiplantae; Streptophyta; Magnoliopsida; Ericales; Theaceae
Product: protein DOWN-REGULATED IN DIF1 11
Source: RefSeq, a predicted model, not a curated record